AUGAAUGAAGGCGACUGGACUUGCGACGCCAACGACGCCGUCCAUCUGACGAUCGUUCAACCCGGCGAGACGAAAGCCAAGACGAUUUCCAGUUUCCACCCUCAGUUCACAUAUCCCAUUUUCGGCGACGAGGAGCAAAUAUUCGGCUAUAAGGGGUUGAUCAUCCGCUUGCGGUUUGCAGCCCAUGACCUCCGCCCGAAUAUCAAUAUCUCUUACGAUGAGAAGUUCAAGCCCGUCGGCGAUAUUGCCGCCGUCGACCUGCUGAAAACACUGAAGCCAUGGGUUCCUGAAGAGGCCUUCGGCUUACUUCCCGACUAUGAAAAAGCCGUCCAGGAGGACGAAGAUGCAAAGGACUUUGUACCACCUGGCAAGCUUGUUCAUAGCUAUGUCACUCGAGACAGAAAUUACGAAAUCUGGGCCGGCUCCCUUGCUGAUCCUCAAGUCCGACGACUACUGGACCGCGCGCAAAUUUUUGUAUCGCUGUUCAUCGAAGCCGGUACACCCUUGGUCACGGAUGAUCCUGAAUGGACACUUGAGAGAUGGACAGUCUACUUUGUCUAUGAGAAAGUGAAACCGCCCACGCCAACGGCCUCACAAUAUUCCAUCGUCGGGUAUGCGACCACUUAUCGCUGGUGGUUCUACCAGAGAGACACUACACAGAGUCGCUCCCUGCCGGCUCGGCUACGAAUCGCUCAAUUUUUGAUUCUCCCUCCUCAUCAAGGCUCGGGACAUGGGACUCAUCUCUACACCACCAUUCACGCCGCAUGCUUCAAGGACCCGACAAUUACCGAACUGACUGUCGAAGAUCCGAAUGAGGCUUUCGAUGCCCUCCGCGACACAGCCGACUACCAUAUCUUGUUGCCGGAGUUCCUCAAGCACAAGGUAUACAUCAACCCCAACCCUUAUGGAGAGCUCCCCAAGAAGCAGCGCCCUCGGCGUGUCCCUACGUCGGCACUGAUCCCUACGAAGCUGUUGCACGACAUCCGCUCGUCAUUCAAGAUUGCCUCCACUCAGUUCGCUCACAUCAUGGAGAUGUAUCUUCUGGGUCAAAUACCUGCCAAGAAUCGCCUAGCUGGUGGAACGAAUAUGUCCCGACUACUGAUCAAGAAGCAUAAUGCCGAAGAUCCUAACGACCGCCGAUACUACUGGUGGCGUAUGCUCACCAAGCAGCGUCUUUACAAGCGCCACCGGGAUCUACUCAUUCAACUUGACUCGAGCGAACGCAUCGAGAAGCUGGAGGAGACCGUGACGAACGUCGAGGAGGGCUACGAUGCUCUUCUCAAGGCCUUCAACGCCCGCGAGGCAGCGCUGAAGGCCAAGGAAGAGGAGGCCGGUGUGCUUGCAACCCCAGAAUCGACCGCUGUUCUGGGUGAGGCAAGCAGCAGAGAUCAGCGGGUAAAGCGGAAGCUCACAGUCGAGGAUGAGGAAGAUGAAGAAGAGAACGAAGAGGCAGCUAAGCGGACAAAGGUGUGA
This is a messenger RNA of Aspergillus niger, 1473 nucleotides long. RefSeq lists its product as uncharacterized. Gene Ontology annotation, molecular function: histone H4 acetyltransferase activity. Gene Ontology annotation, cellular component: nucleus. Bases 1 to 1473 code for a protein of 490 amino acids. Gene Ontology annotation, biological process: subtelomeric heterochromatin formation. The transcript has 5 exons. The record is from RefSeq and is a predicted model, not a curated record. Lineage: Eukaryota; Fungi; Ascomycota; Eurotiomycetes; Eurotiales; Aspergillaceae.